AUGGCGCCCAUUGUCCUGCAGAUGGAAGUGCACUGCAAGGGAUGCGGGAAGAAGAUCGAGAAGGCCAUCAAGAAAAUUGCUGGGGUGACGGCGGUGAAGCCUUACGUCGGGGAGGGGCGGGUCGAGGUGGAGGGCACCGCCGACGCCGAGGCGGUCAGGGCGCGGCUCGAGAGCAAGCUGAAGAAGCCCGUCGUCAUCAUCAGCACCGGCGUCGAGCCACCGCCGGCGCCGGCGCCCGCCGCUGCAAGAGAGGCCAUGCACGGCUGGUGGACAGCGUCGACGACGGCGGUGCGCAACGCCAUCGUCUCCGCCGCGAAGAAGAAGCUGGAAGAGGCUGAGGAGGAAGCAGCCGCCAUUGCCGGAGGCACCGUCGUCGUCGGCGGCGGCCCGGCGGCGCCGGCGCCGCCUCACACCGUUCUGAGGAUCGAUCGGCUGCACUGCUGGGGUUGCGCCAAGAAGGUACGCAAGGCCGUGAUGGAGUACCCCGGCGUCACCAAGGUGACGGUGGACAUCCCGGCAAACCUGAUGAUGGUCGCCGGGCAGUUCGACGCGGAGUGCCUCGCGCUGAGCGUCCGCGUCAAGACGAAGAAGAACGUCGACAUCGUCAGCGUCCCCCCGGCCCCGGCCGGAGGAAGCGCCGCCGCCGGCGAGGGCACAAGUCGAGCACCAUAG
Messenger RNA from Oryza brachyantha (malo sina), 672 nucleotides. Its product is annotated as heavy metal-associated isoprenylated plant protein 9-like. Bases 1 to 672 code for a protein of 223 amino acids. The record is from RefSeq and is a predicted model, not a curated record. NCBI's taxonomy places the organism in Eukaryota, Viridiplantae, Streptophyta, Magnoliopsida, Poales, Poaceae. Gene Ontology annotation, molecular function: metal ion binding. The transcript has 3 exons.